UUGGACUGUCCUGUACUGGAGUGAGCUAACACACUGGCUGAACAAGUCCGACAUUCUUCACUUCAAUGGAGGAACAGCCCAAAGAUCGGGCACAAGACAGGCAAUAUCACCACCACGGAGAAGUCAGGAACUCUAUUCAACACACAACUUAUCUGAAAAAUGAUCAGAGCCAGCUCCAGUGCCAGCAUCAGGAAACGCAGACGAAGAAAACAGGCAAUAAAAAAGUAAAUAUCAGUGACGAGGAGGGGGACAAGAAUCCACACCUGUCUGACACUGUUGGUGCAUUGCAUCCCUCCAACAGCAAUGGUAACAGACACCUGAGUCAAGCAAAUGUGAAGCAGAAGGGAACGCAGAAAUUGUACACACCUGUUCAUAAAGUGAGCAACAAAGGAUUGGAUCACAAGAAGAAUAUGGACCUUAAAAAGGAAAAGGUCUUGGAUUUAAAUCAUCAUGAGAUCCAGGCUUUGGAUAAGAAAGACUCUGUAUUGCUUCACAAUGGCGUUGUAAACUGUGGCUUUAUUACAAAUGGCUAUUCUAGCAAAGACAAUGAUGGCAGUGGCUCAGAAGGUGGAUAUACUACUCCGAAGAAACGCAAGACCAGAUGCAACAAUGCCAAGAACACAGAUAAUGUGACAAAAGAAAAGGAGAAAGAUAUGCAGCCUGGCAACACUACACAGGAACUGGGGGCUUUGAAUCUUGAGAUGACUGACAAAAGAAUGUCCUCCAGACCCGAUGGCCACAGAUCCACUCAUAAAGUAGAAGCUCACUCAGCAGCUAAACGGGCUGCUGUCAUGCCAGAGGCUUCAUUGGGUGAAUCUCAGAGGAAAAACUCUGAUGGCAAAACAGCUGGCACCUUUGGUAAAAAAUCAGAGGAAAGGCACAAAGGCAAGCUUUCCUCACCUUCAAAAGAGGACUCGUGGACUUUGUUUAAGCCCCCUCCAGUAUUUCCUGUGGACAAUAGCAGUGCUAAAAUUGUUCCCAAGAUCAGUUAUGCAAGUAAAGUUAAAGAGAACCUCAAUAAAGUAGCUCAAGGCGGAGGAGAGACAGUGCCUCCCCCUGUUAGACUGUCACAGGUUCCAAUGUCUGCUAUGAAAACUAUCACCUCAGCUAGCUUUACUAACGGUCCUGUUUCUGGAAAUGGAAACGGCUGCCCAUCAGUGGGUACCUUCUUUGCUCCUGCUGCUAGUAGUAUUCAAUCAGCCCCAUCUAUUCCAAGUGGUGAGAAUGUAGCAUCUUCUUUGGAAAGUAACUGUAGCUCUACAACAAGUCCUGUAGAUGGAGAAGCAUAUGAGCUUAAAAAGUGUACUCUUUUAAUCUACCCUUUAAAUAUGCAACCUGUGCUCCCAAGCGCUCGUCACCUUGACCCACCGGCUGCUCAGACAAAUCAGAAAGCCCUGGGAGACAUCUUCCAGAAUCAGUGGGGGCUCUCCUUCAUUAAUGAGCCCAACUUAGGGCUAGAAGGAGGAAGCGGACAGGUGCCUGCAGAGGACCAGAUUUCUGUGACUUCUCAAAGCGAGAGUCAGACUGUAGCAGCCAAGGCUGCCCAGGCCUGCUUUGAUGUGAGCCCAUCAUUCUUGGAACCUGGCACUUUGUCUCAAGACCCUGAGAAAAGGACUUGUGCCCCUUGCCAAGUGUCAAAUGCUUGUUCUCCUGUUUGUGUGAUCAUUGAGGAGGAGGCCAAGUUGCAGCCAUGUGGCCAGGAAAAAGUUAAAGUUGAGGCCAAGGGUGGAGGCUGUUUUGUGUCAGCCCUCAGUAAAGACAAUGGUGCUAAGCCUGCACAGGGCCAGCAAACCACACUGUUGUUUGGCUCUUCUAAAGAACAGGCCCAGUCUAAAGACAUUGGCAGGAGGUGUAGCUUGGGAUCUUUUGAUGUUAAAGCUGCUGUCACCUAUCACACUAAAGAAAUGGAAUCCAUUUUCAACUUGCAAAAACAAGAUCCCAAAAGAGUAGUGAUUUAUGAUGAGACCAAGGAUGGACCUGAUCAGUGAGGUAGAUGGUCUACAGUACUUCACCUUAUUUUCUUCUGGGUGCUGCAGUUAUCUACCUUGGGAAAAAAAAAAACAAAAAAAACAAAAAAAAAAAAAACAAAUCCUGUUGGAUAGAUAAA
Messenger RNA from Melanotaenia boesemani (Boeseman's rainbowfish), 2107 nucleotides. RefSeq names its product nuclear FMR1 interacting protein 2 (gene nufip2). The record is from RefSeq and is a predicted model, not a curated record. Bases 66 to 1988 code for a protein of 640 amino acids. Gene Ontology annotation, cellular component: cytoplasmic stress granule; nucleoplasm. Gene Ontology annotation, molecular function: RNA binding. Lineage: Eukaryota; Metazoa; Chordata; Actinopteri; Atheriniformes; Melanotaeniidae. The transcript is spliced from 4 exons.